CCCGGCCCGCCCUCAGGAAGAGAGCCGGGGCCACCCCCGCUCCCGUGGCGCGGCCGCGCCUCAGCGCCUGACGGAGGGUGGCAGCCGAAAUGGCCGCCGCCCUGCGGGGUGCCCUCUGCGCCUGCCUCCUGCUCUGCGUUUCUGGAAUAGUGCCCAAACCCCAAAACACAAGGAUUAAUUCAGUUAAUCUUCAGAGCAUUUUACAGUGGGAUCCACCUAGGUUUCACAAUGGCAAUUUAAGGUAUACUGUCCAGUCUAAGAGUGUCAAUUUGCCUAAAGAUGACUUUAAAAAUUUGAGAACAAAUUUGAGUCUCUCAGAGUGCGACAUCUCUUCUCUGUCUGUUUAUGGAGACUAUGUGUUACAGGUCAGAGCGGAGUCAGAAGAUAAACAUUCAAACUGGGCAGUCAUCAGAUUUAAGCCAAUGGAUGACACAAUCAUUGGGCCACCUGAUGUAAAAGUGAAGUCUGAGUCGGGGUCUCUGCACGUGGAUUUCACAGGCCCUGUUGCUGAACGUGAGCAUGACAGGUGGUCUUUAAGGCAAUAUUAUGGCUCAUGGCACUACAGAUUGCUGUACUGGAAGAAAGGCAGCAACACAGAGGUAAUUCACAUAGAUACUAAGCAUAACUCUGAAAUAUUAUCUCACUUGGAGCCAUGGACAGUAUAUUGUAUUCAAGUGCAAGCAGUUAUUCCUGAGUGGAACAAAACGGGGGAACUGAGUCAAGAGCUUUGUGAGCAGACCACCCACAACGGUGUAACUCCUGUGUGGAUAAUUGUGAUUCUUCUUUUAGGGUCAAUGCUGGCUUUUAUAAUACUUGUUCCUGUUUGUUUCUUUUGCUUGUUGUAUCUAUAUCGAUUCACCAAACAUGUUUUCUGCCCUUCGUAUGUUUUCCCACAACACUUGAAAGAGUUUUUGAACAAGCCUCCUAGUGGUUCACAGUUUUUUUCUCCACUUCCACAAGAAGAGCAUCAUUUUUAUGACAAGUUAACCAUCAUUUCAGAAGAAUCUAAAAAUCCAAGUGAUGAGACUGUGGAUGAGGCCAGCAAAACAACAGAGCACCAUCAGGACUCUAAACAAGAAGUUUCUGAUUUAAAUAUAUUACCAGCUUCAGAAAGGGACUAAAUACACUCCUCAUACUUCAGUCAGGUUGAAAGAAAAGCGAAGGCCGUUGAAGUUUAUCUUAUUGCUGUAUUCUUAAGACACCCAAAAUUUAUACGUGAAGCUCUGAAUACAAUCAUUAAUUUUUAAAGUGCAAGAAACUUGACUAUAGAUGAGGAGUUAAACUAUAUGUAUUUUUGCCACUGUUUUUAGUGGCUCACUGUUCAGUUGUAGCAAUACCUAGGACUAUGUUAUGACGUUAAUUUAAAAGCAAGUAUCAGAUUCGUGAUACUAGCUAAUGUAACUGAUGAACUAUUUAUUGCAAAAGCUAAUCAAAAUGGCAUACUGUAUAAGGUUUGUAAAAGAUGAUUAUAUUUUCCAAAGAAAGAGUUGAUCGGACUUAUUUUUUUAAUGAGAAGUUGUGUGUAUUUCUUAAUAUAUCCUUAGUGGUGUAAUCUUUCUAUUGUUUUUUUAACCUCAUGCAAGAUUAUAAAGUCAUGCACAGUAAGUUAUGUACCAACGUAAUAAAACAAACACGAAUAUUCAGUGUU
Messenger RNA from Cygnus atratus (black swan), 1648 nucleotides. RefSeq names its product interleukin 10 receptor subunit beta (gene IL10RB). The coding region runs from base 90 to 1121 and encodes 343 amino acids. The record is from RefSeq and is a predicted model, not a curated record. Gene Ontology annotation, cellular component: membrane. Gene Ontology annotation, biological process: blood coagulation. NCBI's taxonomy places the organism in Eukaryota, Metazoa, Chordata, Aves, Anseriformes, Anatidae. The transcript is spliced from 7 exons. Gene Ontology annotation, molecular function: protein binding; interleukin-10 receptor activity.